AUGGCAGCCGUUCAAUUAUCUUUUUCUUUGCGAACAUCCUCCGGGGUUAAGACCGUUCAUCUUCUCGGUUCUUGGGACAACUACUCCGGACAACUACCCUUAGCUAAGGACAAGACUUCAUCCAAAUCUGGUGCGUGGAAAGGCACAUUCCGAUUCCAGGGCGCAACGCUCGAGCCUGGACAACGAUACUGGUACUACUACAUCAUCGACGGCUACCAUGUAUCCCAUGACCCUGGACAAUCAUCCACCACCGAACCAACAACUGGCCGAGUUCUGAACAUUCUUGAUGUUCCCAGCGACAAGAAGUCUUCGCAUUCCUCAUCAAAGUCAUCUUCCAAGAGUAGCUCAUCGAAACACUCCUCCUCUUCAGACAAAGACAGAAAGUCAUCCAGGCAUCACUCAAGCCGAGACAAGCAUUCUUCGUCGUCAUCUCGACGAGAAUCAAGACGUGAUAGUCUCAAUCUUUCAGUCGACAUCCCAAAGGGCCGUCCCUUGUCUGUCUCCCAGAUCAAGUCGCCAAAGCCACUCACACCACAUGCGACCAAGUACAUUUUGGAAGCCGACUAUGGCGCCCCAACUGUUGAGGAGUUGACCUCUCGUUUCAGCACCACCACCAUCGACGAAUACGACUACGACCUGUCAGGUUCGCCACCAUCGUCCGUCGGCUCCAGCUUGUCAAGCCGCUCAGACAGCAGUUCACCAAGCUCAGCCAGCUCCAUCAGUGACUACAGCUCUCCUUCAUCCGCGAGCUGUACUUGUGAGCGAUACGGCAUCACACGAGCUGGUGACCGAGUCAAGCUUGACUGUGGAGGUUCGAGAUGCGGCUACAGUGAUGACUCUAGCUCUUGCUGUUCAUCCGGCGAGGAAGAGUACAUCCCCGCAAGCUCUCGACGUCAAGGCGUCGUGGUCAGACGAUGA
Molecule: messenger RNA, 918 nt
Organism: Lachnellula hyalina
Lineage: Eukaryota; Fungi; Ascomycota; Leotiomycetes; Helotiales; Lachnaceae
Exons: 1
Coding region: 1-918 (305 amino acids)
Source: RefSeq, a predicted model, not a curated record